Molecule: messenger RNA, 275 nt
Organism: Rhinichthys klamathensis goyatoka
Lineage: Eukaryota; Metazoa; Chordata; Actinopteri; Cypriniformes; Leuciscidae
Product: retinal cone rhodopsin-sensitive cGMP 3',5'-cyclic phosphodiesterase subunit gamma-like
Exons: 3
Coding region: 41-259 (72 amino acids)
Biological process (GO): visual perception; positive regulation of G protein-coupled receptor signaling pathway; positive regulation of epidermal growth factor receptor signaling pathway
Cellular component (GO): photoreceptor outer segment membrane
Molecular function (GO): cGMP binding; 3',5'-cyclic-nucleotide phosphodiesterase activity
Source: RefSeq, a predicted model, not a curated record
AGCAGAAGAGCCCGAGACUCCAGCACAGUGAGAGAGAGGAAUGGACGCCCCAGCACCCGUUGAGAAGAGAGGGCCGCCAAAGUUCAAGCAGAGGACCACUCGCACCUUCAAGAGCAAGGCUCCUAAACCUGGCCAGAAAGGCUUCGGAGACGACAUCCCCGGGAUGGAGGGUCUCGGCACAGACAUCACUGUGGUUUGCCCCUGGGAAGCUUUCGGUGACAUGGAGCUCAGCGAUCUGGCGAAAUACGGCAUUUUGUAGAAAACUUUCCUCCUGA